Messenger RNA from Lethenteron reissneri (Far Eastern brook lamprey), 822 nucleotides. RefSeq lists its product as uncharacterized. The record is from RefSeq and is a predicted model, not a curated record. NCBI's taxonomy places the organism in Eukaryota, Metazoa, Chordata, Hyperoartia, Petromyzontiformes, Petromyzontidae.
CCCUCCUUUAAUCUUCUUCACGAAGUUUCCCCCAAACGCCUCUCGGUUGUUGGCGACUCCGGCAGCCCUCGGUCGUGGCACAGACAAUUGAGAUGUAUGUUUGUAAGAGUGCCAUGGCGACCCGAAGAAAGGAAUCACCACCAACAACAGCCAAGGAAUCCUGGCUGCAGGAUGCAGUCGUGAUCAGCGGCAUCGAGAAACUUCUAUCAAGUCUCACGGAGGAUAAAAUAAAAGGAAGACUGGAGUACCUUUAUGGAAAAUUUGGAAAAAUAUUGGGAAUACUUUACCCCCACAACCGCAACAAGGAUGAGGCACUCAUUGUUUAUGACAAUAAUCAAGGAAUUGAUGACCUUGUGGAAAUAACAAGAAUUUACCACACAAGAAGAUACAAUGCAAACGUAAAGGAACAUCCACAAAGUCAUCCGGAAUAUAGCGACAACCAAAAAGAGUCAGCAUCACGCACGCUGAGAAGAGGCUUGCGGAGCUCCAAUGUAAUUUCAGACCAGGGCAGUCCUGCACAGAUGCCAUAUUCUCUGUCCUGCUACAGCAGAGGUGUAGGCAACUACAAAGAAGUUGAUGAGGCUCAAGAUGAACUUUUCAAAGAUUUGCAAAGUAAAACAAAAAGUAGCACGAGCAAUGAGGACACAGCAUCAUUUUCGAAGUUACGUCAAACGUCUGGCGAUGUUAAAGACUCAAGACAGUCAAACACUGAACUUUUACACGCUUCAAAAAUUAACUCUGAAUUUGUUAUGGAAAUAUUUCAAGAUGAAUUAGAGCAGCUGAAAAAAAUAUCACUUUGAUAUAAUUGUCAAAAAUAUACCU